GUCUCUAACAGAGCAGCUCCUUCCAAGGACCGGGCUUUGAUGACAAGGGCUCUGUGUGAACAGCAAAGGCGCAGAUUCCUGAGCAGCUCAUCAAGGCUAAUUAGCCCUUUGCCUUUUAAGGUUAGUUCAGCAGCUGCCGGGUGCCACCAGCACAUCCCUUUCCUGCAGCGCUCUGGCCACGUUCCUGCACCACCGCCAGUCCCGCGGCAGCUCCGAUCCUCACCCAGGUGGGGAUUUGGGAUGGAGAGGAAAAACCUCUUGGUUUGCCCGUGGGGUCCCAGCGGGGUCCCCUCUGCCCCCCUUGGCCACCCCAUCACCCGAGGUGUCCCGCAGCCCCGUGGGCCACCGCCAGCCCCUCGCCCUCCAAAACAAACUGGCACCCGGCGCGCUCUCUCUGCCUUGACCGGAACGUGCCCAGUGAUUCAUUUCUAAAGCAAAAGCCCGGUGUUGACAUUGAGAGGGGUGUUAUCGCUGAUACCGCGGGGCGAGGGUGUACCUGUUGGUAUAAGAGCCACGCCGCUGUGCAGCCCGCACCCGCAGAGCCCCGCCGAGGCCAGCACUGCCGCCGCCACCAUGAAGCGCCUCUUCUUCCUCGCCGCACUCUGCCUCGCCCUGGGCAGUGGCUUGAAGAGGGUGACCCUGACACGGCACCGCUCCCUGCGGAAGACGCUGCGGGACCGCGGGCAGCUCUCCCAGUUCUGGAAAGCCCAAAAGCUCGACAUGGUACAGUACAGCGAGGACUGCUCUGCCUUCACAGAGGCCAACGAGCCCCUCAUCAACUACCUGGACAUGGAGUACUUCGGGCAGAUUUCCAUCGGGACCCCUCCCCAGAACUUCACGGUGGUUUUCGACACGGGCUCCUCCAACCUCUGGGUGCCGUCCAUCUACUGCACCAGCAAAGCCUGCACCGAGCACUCCAGGUUCCAGCCGUCGCGCUCGAGCACGUACGAGCCCAUGGGCAUCCCCUUCUCCAUCCAGUACGGGACCGGCAGUUUGACGGGGGUCAUCGGGUCUGACCAAGUCACCGUGGAGGGCCUGACCGUGACGAACCAGCAGUUCGCAGAGAGCGUCAGCGAGCCGGGCAAAACCUUCCUGGAUGCCGAGUUCGACGGGAUCCUGGGUCUGGCCUACCCGUCGCUGGCUGUGGACGGGGUCACCCCCGUCUUCGACAACAUGAUGGCCCAAAACCUGGUGGAGCUGCCCAUGUUCUCGGUCUACAUGAGCUCGAACCCGGACUCCUCCCUGGGUGGAGAGCUGCUCUUCGGGGGCUUUGAUCCCUCCCGCUUCUUGGGGACCCUGAACUGGGUGCCGGUCACGCAGCAGGGCUACUGGCAGAUCGAGCUGGACAAUGUGCAGGUGGGUGGCACCGUGGCUUUCUGCAAGGACGGCUGCCAGGCCAUCGUGGACACCGGGACGUCGCUCCUCACAGGCCCUACCAAGGACAUAAAGAAACUGCAGAAGUACAUCGGUGCCACGGCUGUGGAUGGAGAGUACGCCGUGGAUUGCAGCAACCUGAACGUGAUGCCCGACGUGACCUUCACCAUCAACGGGCUCCCCUACACGCUCACCUCCCGAGCCUACACCCUCAUGGAGUACAGCAACGGCAUGGCCUUCUGCACCAGCGGCUUCCAGGGCAUGGACGUCACCCCUCCUGCCGGCCCCCUCUGGAUUUUGGGUGAUGUUUUCAUCCGACAGUUUUACUCCGUCUUCGACCGUGGGAAUAACAGGGUGGGCUUGGCGCCCGCCGCCCCUUAGGGCCGCCGCACCCCGCGGGACGGGAGCGAAGCGGAGCCACCACUGGGCUGCGGCCACAGCC
Molecule: messenger RNA, 1816 nt
Organism: Oxyura jamaicensis (ruddy duck)
Lineage: Eukaryota; Metazoa; Chordata; Aves; Anseriformes; Anatidae
Gene: CTSE
Product: cathepsin E
Exons: 9
Coding region: 574-1755 (393 amino acids)
Biological process (GO): proteolysis
Cellular component (GO): endosome
Molecular function (GO): aspartic-type endopeptidase activity
Source: RefSeq, a predicted model, not a curated record